GUCCUGCCCAGUCCCGGUCUGGCCCCCAAAGGUCCGGCUGCCGCCCCCCAGGAGCCCCGCGGACUGUCCAGCUCCCCCGGGACCAUGGAGGAAGCAGGUCGGACCCGCUGAAUUGCCUCCCCAACGACAUGGUUCUGGAGCGUAGGCUGGCACCUGGAUGCUCCGGACGUUUGCUGCCCUGAGACCUGGAAAAAUCCGCAGCUCCUUGAGGUUUCACAUGAUGUCAUGGGCCCAGGCACCGCUCCCUGGAUCCAUCCCGUCCGGCAACGGGAGCGACCCCCUGCCGAGCCAGGGGAGCUGGGGAUCCGUUAGCCGCGAAGACAUGAACCUGACCGUAGAAGACCUACGCGUCAAGUACCUGGGGCCCCGGCAGUCGAACUUCUUCACCCCCGUGUGCGUCGCCUACCUGCUGAUCUUCGCCGUGGGGGCCACGGGCAACACCCUGACCUGCGCGGUCAUCCUGCGGCACAAGACCAUGCGUUCCCCGACCAACUACUACCUGUUCAGCCUGGCCGUGUCUGACCUGCUGGUGCUGCUCCUGGGCAUGCCCCUGGAGCUGUACGAGAUGUGGUGCAACUACCCUUUCUUGCUGGGGGCCUGCGGCUGCUACUUCAAGAUCCUGCUGUUCGAGACCGUGUGCCUGGCCUCUGUGCUCAACGUCACGGCCCUCAGCGUGGAGCGCUACGUGGCCGUGGUGCACCCGCUCAAAGCCAAGUCCACCGUGACCCGGACGCACGCCCGCCGGGUCAUCGGGGCCAUCUGGGCCCUGGCGGUGCUCUGCUCCCUGCCCAACACCACCCUGCACGGGCUGCAGAAUCUGGAGGUCCCCGGCCGGGGGACGGUGCCCGACUCGGCCAUCUGCACCGUGAUCCGGCCCCGGGCCAUCUAUAACGUGGUGGUGCAGGUGACCACCGUGCUCUUCUUCUUCCUGCCCAUGGCCACCAUCAGCGUGCUCUACCUGCUCAUCGGCCUGCAGCUGCGCCAGGAGAAGCUGCUGCAGGGGAUGGAGGCCAAGGCCGGGGGCAACGGCGGGGCCGGCCUGGGGGACUUCCUCCGAGCCCGCCUGCAGCAGGAAGGAGCCCGCCGCCGGCAGGUCACCAAGAUGCUCUUCGUGCUCGUGGUGGUGUUCGGGAUCUGCUGGGCCCCUUUCCACACCGACCGCCUCAUGUGGAGCUUCGUGUCUCACUGGACCGAGGAGCUGAUCCAGGCUUUCCAGUAUGUGCACGUGGCCUCCGGCAUCUUCUUCUACCUCAGCUCAGCUACCAACCCGGUGCUGUACAGCCUCAUGUCCAGCCGCUUCCGGGAGACCUUCCGAGAAGCCCUUUGCCACAGGGGUGGGGGCUGUCAGAGGCCCUCCCGCCUCUCUUCUAUCAGCCUGACCCGGGCCACCACGCGCAGCACAAUGUGUGAGCUGGGGCUCCUGGGCCAAGGAGCCCUCCCCCUCGCUGAAGGUGAGGGCCUAGACCAGGAGCCUUCUCCUGUGGAGGAGGAAGAGGACCCUAAAGAACCUUUCUCCUGAGCGGGGAGUCUGGAAACGCCUCAAACGCAGGAGGAAGCCCAAAACUGCAUUUGUUUGUGGGGAAAUCUGAAACAGCUUUUGUUGUAGGGGAGCCUGAAACCGUCUUUGCUUGUAGGGGAGCCUGAAACUGCCUUUGCUUGCAGGGGAGCCUGAAACUGCCUUUACUUGCAGGGGAGCCUGAAACUGCCUUUGCUUGCAGGGGAGCCUGACACUGCCCUUACUUGCAGGGGAGCCUGAAACUGCCUUUGCUUUCCAGGAGAUCCUCAAACUGCCUUUGCUUGCAGCGGAACCCGAAACAACCUUCUCCUGAGCAGAAUCCAGAGGUUUUUUUCUUUUUUUUCUUUUUCCUGAAGCUGAACUCAAAACUACCUUUUCCCAAGAGGAAGACUUGUCGGUCUCCACUCCAAAUGUCCCCACUUCAAGUAGCGAAAGCUCAAGUUGGAUCCUUAGCCUCUCCCAUCUCCCACCCUCCGCGACCGGGACCUUUCCCAUUGAAAGGGAUUUCAGGUGGAGCCAAUCCUUUCAACCCUCCCUCUCCCCACCACCACACUUGCCCCUGACAACCUCCCCCCAGCCCACACACAUACACUCUCUGCAGCUCUGUAAAGGCGGUGUGAGCAGCAUUCUUGCCAUCACGUGCUGUAAGUUUUUUUAAGCCACCCUCCUCCCCCUUUUCUCUCAGUAGUUUUCUCUCCCCUUGCCCUGUAUGCGUGACUGCCUGGCUGCUUGUUUCCUGGUUCCUUCCCUAGCCUAUCCAUCUGCCUUGAUGGAUUUCCCUUUGGUUUUGAUUCUCUGUAGGUCUGGUCCUCUAAUUUGCUUUCACGCUCUACCUUCCCUAGUACAGUGGUCUGGGUCCAUCUAUUCGUCUGGCUCUCUCUCUCUCUGCCACCUGAAGGAAACGCG
This is a messenger RNA of Ornithorhynchus anatinus (platypus), 2422 nucleotides long. RefSeq names its product neuromedin U receptor 1 (gene NMUR1). Gene Ontology annotation, cellular component: plasma membrane. Gene Ontology annotation, biological process: G protein-coupled receptor signaling pathway. The transcript has 4 exons. Gene Ontology annotation, molecular function: neuromedin U receptor activity. The coding region runs from base 158 to 1519 and encodes 453 amino acids. The record is from RefSeq and is a predicted model, not a curated record. Lineage: Eukaryota; Metazoa; Chordata; Mammalia; Monotremata; Ornithorhynchidae.